Adineta steineri is the source of this 245-nucleotide messenger RNA. The record is from the annotation of a GenBank genome assembly. Lineage: Eukaryota; Metazoa; Rotifera; Eurotatoria; Adinetida; Adinetidae.
AUGGCUAAAUAUAGAAAUCAAUUACCUCAAUUAUCUGGUGAUUUCUUUAUUACAACGGGUGGUGUGGGUACCUCUUUGAUUUUUGAUGAACAUAUUGAACUUCCAUGCUUUGCUUCAUUCACUGUAUUGAAAGAUGAAGCUGGAUGUCAGUGGAUGGUAAAUUACUUAAGCACAUUUGCAAGUGUUGCUCAAAAAUAUAAUGUUGGACUUAUUUUGGAAACUGCAACAUGGCGUGCUCAUCCCGA